GUUAGUCGUAACGUAAGACAUCGGCAAAAACCAUUCCUUGGAAGAAAUAAAGAAGCCUUUUAUAGCCUUGGGUUGGUUCGUUUUCUCGCCGGCGAUUUUAGAGAGAUGUGGGAGUCGAUUUGCCUUACGCUUGCGGCCACCGCCGGUAACAAUAUCGGCAAGGUUCUCCAGAAGAAAGGCACUAUCAUCCUCCCUCCUCUCUCCCUCAAGCUCAAGGUAAUAAGGGCAUAUGCUGUUAACAAACCAUGGGCACUAGGUUUUCUUAUGGACAUUGUUGGGGCUUUGUUGAUGCUCAGAGCACUCUCGCUUGCCCCUGUGUCUGUUGUUCAACCUGUCUCGGGAUGUGGACUUGCCAUUCUUUCAGUCUUUUCGCAUUUUUAUUUGAAGGAAGUCAUGAAUGUUUUUGACUGGAUUGGGAUUACCGUUGCUGGCAUUGGCACCAUAGGAGUUGGUGCUGGUGGUGAGGAGCAAGAAGCAUCACUUAUAUCUGUCUUCCAGUUGCUCUGGCUAGCAUUGGUUGUUGCCAUCUUGUUUUUACUACUAAAUGCGUGGCUUCAUAUCUUCAAACGCCAGCGCAGGGAGCAGGAGCUGGGGGAGUAUGAAGUAGUGGAAGAAAUUAUAUAUGGCUUGGAAUCUGGGAUUUUAUUCGGGAUGGCAUCUGUAGUAUCAAAGAUGGGUUUUGUAUUCGUGGAGCAGGGGUUUUCUGCAAUGUUCAUUCCUAUGUGCAUUUCAAUUAGUAUAUGCUGUAGUGGAACAGGAUUUUUCUAUCAGACUCGGGGACUAAAACAUGGGAGAGCAAUCGUAGUAUCCACCUGCGCUGCUGUGGCAUCAAUUGUAACUGGUGUAGUUGCAGGAAUGUUCGCUCUGGGUGAGAAAUUACCCACUUCACCAUCUGGACGGCUUUUACUUCUCUUAGGAUGGUUACUUAUCAUGCUAGGUGUUGUAUUACUCGUGACUUCAUCACGGCUUAUCAGACAUCUUCCACGAUCAUUCCGGCGUUCCGGUUCCAGACAAACCAGUUUAGAAAGAGGUUUCAACAUAAGGCGGACAGCUUCUCACGUAUCAAAGGAUACGAACCCAAGUGCGGUUAUCCAAACAGCAACAUUACACCAUCUCUUAUCAUCUCAUCAAAAGACAAAGACUAAAAGGGAUUCAGAAACACCUUAAAGUAUUUGCCAGGUGGCGUGCAUGUUACACAAGUUAUUUCCCGAAUAUAUGACUAAAUAUGUCAGAUUUUCAUAUUUCGGGGUUUCAUCUCAGUGAUAUUCCAGUUGUUGGAACAGAUUAAUAGUCAAGAGUUUGAGAUCAAUUUAUGACGUCACUUCGUAUCUAAAAUGUGAAAUAUGAGUUUCCCUUUGUGCAAACUGUGAAUCUGGGAUAAACGAACCAACUUGGUUCAUGUUAUUAUUGUUAUUUUUUUUCUCCAUUUUGCUUAAAUGGCAGACAUUUGAAUGAUCUCGUCAA
This is a messenger RNA of Camelina sativa (false flax), 1464 nucleotides long. Its product is annotated as putative magnesium transporter NIPA9. Gene Ontology annotation, cellular component: membrane. Gene Ontology annotation, biological process: magnesium ion transport. The record is from RefSeq and is a predicted model, not a curated record. Gene Ontology annotation, molecular function: magnesium ion transmembrane transporter activity. NCBI's taxonomy places the organism in Eukaryota, Viridiplantae, Streptophyta, Magnoliopsida, Brassicales, Brassicaceae.